GUUAACAGCUGUCGGAGUCGGGCGUCUCUUAGUUAUGUUCUCUUCCAGUAUCGUGAGCAAUUGCGCCAACGUGUCAAGCAAGAGGUCUGUUUGAACCGCACAAAGCUAAAGCUAACCGAUAAGUUGAUAAAGAAAACUGCUCCACACAUCGAAAGUUGUUCAAUGGACGAUGUAAGGGCCGUCAAUCGUGGACUUAUGUUGCGAAAAAAGCUAAAGGAACAAAUCAAGGAGCGUAAAUCUUCAACGGAUAAGGGCAGUCUAACGAUUAAAAUGGAUUCAAGUGCAUAAACUGCAAUGGAACAAUACUUUCUGA
Molecule: messenger RNA, 313 nt
Organism: Musca domestica (house fly)
Lineage: Eukaryota; Metazoa; Arthropoda; Insecta; Diptera; Muscidae
Exons: 2
Molecular function (GO): protein binding
Source: RefSeq, a predicted model, not a curated record